UAAGCUAUUACUGUAUGGGUUUAGCUGCUACAGUGCCAUGCAAAGUAUGUUAGCUGUCCUUCUACUCAUAUCAUCUUCACAUAAACUGGAACUCAUAUAGACAUUUACACACAUUGUUUUCCUGCUCAGCAUCAGAGGAUAUUACUGUUUCAACCCUGUAAAAUAUCCAUUUUUCCUCACACUGACUGUGUGAGCUAGCAUUUGGCAGAAUUGAGAGCUGUCAGCCAAUAAGACACAAGUAUUUCCACAUCCUCUGUCUGCAGUUCUCUUUAUAAAUGUAAGUAAAUGACUUGUCUCUCACAUCGCAACAACCAAAGCUUCAUCCACAACCUCUUUCAUUUCACUCUUCCUCUUUUCAGGUGAAGAACAACACGUAAAGACACUAGUAAUUGUAAAUAUUUUGAUCAUCCAUUUUUACACCAGUCUGUCAGUAAAAAAAUGUUUUUUGUUGGUUUCUGUUUGGGGAAGUGUGAACAUGACAGUCCUAAAUGGACAAUGUUCAUCUGGGUGUGUGGAGCUUUCAGUCCUUCAAAGUCUCUCUCAAACUGUUCAAGACUAUCCUCUGAGCCAUGGAUAAUUAUAGUUCCAUUGUGAUACAGAUUAAUAUUUAAUUUUGGUGUAGUGUCCAGGUACAGUUAUUUUAUGGAUUUGCUUCCACCCAUUUUUAGGUCUUUAAUUGUUGAGCAGAUCUUGCUCAGUGCCAGACAUUUGGUGUUCUGUAAAGAAGAGUAGGUCUGCUUUUAUUAUUAUUAUUUUUUUCCUCAUUUGUGUGCAUGAAGUCUACUCUGAGAGUUUCUGGAAAUUCUCUGAUUAGUUUGGUUUUGAAAUGUUUUCUUGCAGUUUCGCUCGUCACAUUGUCAGGGUAGCCUAUGUAAUGGUUAGGCUGCUGAGGUUCCAUUACUCUUCUGGAGAACGAUUAUCCAUUGUCAGUUGAUUGCUUUGUUCGCUCGCUCUCGCUCUCUCUCUCUCUCUCUCGUGUACGUCCAUGGGAAUUGAUUUAUGACCAUUUUUAACAACACCUACGUUAUCACGGUGAUUUUUAGUAAUACUUUAGUAGGCUAUUUUAAAACCUAUAAAUGUAAAUCAGAGCCCCUUUGGGAAAUCAGGAUAAUUGCACAGAGGGCUGUGAAUCCUUUACAGAUCCCAAGCCGCAUACUAGCAUAGUAUAUAGUAGCCUAAUGUAGCCAGUAGUGCCAUAGACUGCUAUUUUGACAUAACCCAGCCUACUAUUUAGUAGCCUAGGCUACGUAGCAGGCUAUGUGAUUUGGGACGUAGCCAAGAUUGGAUGUAGACACUGGAUUAGGCUCCGUCCCUACUCUUACACACGUCAGCAUAAUUUCCCUCAGCGGUGUGGGGAAUGAGAUUCGAGCUUUUGUGUCUUGUCUCUCGUUAUGCGUCUCACAUCAGAUGAGUCCCAGUGAUCGUGUGGCUUCUGUAACACUCCGCUGUGAGAAAGGCGCGUGCCGUUCUCAGAUUCCUGCGCUACUAUAAGCAUCCUAUGGUCUUCUGCACAAGAUGGCGGAGCCGAGCACAGAAAAAGACGCGAUAACAACCGAGGAUGAUCAUCUUAACAAUUCAUUAGGAGAUGCUGGCUUGAUCUCCCCUGACAAAGAGGAUAUCUCACGAAUCCUGACAGUGCCAUUCAGAGGCAGGAUCAGAGGAGGGAUGAGGCCUGGUAAGAAAAUUAUAGUCAUGGGCAUCGUGGAUACAGAGCCAGACAGCUUUGACAUCAGUCUAACCUGUAACUGCAACACAGAGAAGGAUGAGGAGGAGGUUACAGAUGUGGCCCUGAAACUUAGUGCCCGAUUUGCUGAACGGCAGUUCUUGCGGAAUGCAAGGGUUUCUGGGAAGUGGAGUGAAGAAGAGGCAACCAUUCCAUACUUCCCCUUCAUCCAGGACCAGCCAUUCAGGAUUGAGAUCCAUUGUGAACACCAGCGCUUUAGGAUCUUUGUUGAUGGACAUCAGCUGUUUGACUUUUAUCACAAAGUGAAGUCUUUGCUGACCAUUGAUAUGAUCAGGAUAGAUGGAAGUCUGCAGAUCACCAAACUAGGUUAAUCCAGCACACCGGAGCAUGUUACAGAGAGGACUUGACAGGUGACCAAACCUACCAUUGUCUGGUUUUAUCUUUGAAGGCCUGAGAGGUUCUGCUCCAUCAAACACAAAAUGACUACCUACAUUCCUUCACUCUGUUCCUUUCUUAUUUUCUCCCAUUUUCAAGCUGCACAUCUUUAUAGUUUGAGAUGUACCAUGUGAAUCUUUGCAGUGUCAGCUAUGUCUCUCUUUAGGUGUCUAUUGGAAAAAUUUUUUUUUAAAUACUCUGGAUAUAACUGAAGUCAGAAGUUUACAUACAUCUUAGCCACAUACACUUAAACUCAGUUUUCCACAAUUCCUGACAUUUAACCAUAGAAAACAUUCCUUGUAUUAGGUCAGUUAGGACCACUACUUUAUUUUAAGAAUGUGAAAUGUCAGAAUAAUAGUAGAGAGAAUGGUUUAUUUCAGCUUUUAUUUUAUUUUUUAUCACAUUCCCAGUGGGGUCAGAAGUUUACGUACACUUUGUUAGAAUUUCAUUUUUAGCAUUGCCUUUAAAUUGUUUAAUUUGGGUCAGAUUUUUUGAGUAGCCUUCCACAAGCUUCUCACAAUAAGUUGCUGGAAUUUUGUCUCAUUCCUACAAACUGAGUCAGGCUUGUAGGAUUCCUUGCAGGCCCACGCUUUUUCAUUUUGCCCACAAAUUAUUUAUCAGAUUGAGGUCAGGACUUUGUGGUGGCCACUUCAAUAUCUUGACUUUGUUGUCCUUAAGUCAUUUUGCCACAACUUUGGAGGUAUGCUUGGGGUCAUUGUCCAUUUGGAAGACCCAUUUGUUACUUAGCUUUAACUUCCUGGCUGAUGUCUUGAGAUGUAUUGAGAGAAUUUUACUUCCUUAUAAUGCUAUCUAUUUUCUGAAGUUCACCAGUCCCUCCUUCAGCAAAACACCCCCACAACAUGAUGCUGCCAUCCCCAUGCUUCAUGGUUGGGAUGGUGAUCAUCAGCUUGCAAGCCUCACCCUUUUCCCUCCAAACAUAACAGUGGUCAUUAUGACCAAGCAGUUCAAGUUUUGAUUCAUUAGACCAGAGGAUAUUUUUCAAAAAGUAAGAUCUUUGUCCCCAAACUGUAGUCUGGCUUUUUUUAUGGUGGUUUUGGAGCAGUGACUUCUUCCUUGCUGAGCCGCCUUUUAGGUUAUGUCGAUAUAGGACUAAUUUUACUGUGUAUAUAGAUACUGCUAUAUAGUCUAGCUGUUUCCUCCAGCAAUUCACAAGGUCCUUUGCUGUUGUUCUGGGAUUGAUUUUCCACCAAACUACGUUUAUCUCUAGGAGAUAGAAUGUGUCUCUUCCUGAGCGGUAUGGUUGCUGUGUGGUCCCAUGGUGUUUAUACUUGUGUACUAUUGUUUGUACAGAUGAACAUGGUACCUUCAGGCAUUAGGAAAUUGCUCCCAAGGAUAAACUAGACUUGUGGAAGUGCACAAUUUUUACUCUGAGGUCUUGGCUGAUUUCUUUUGAUUUUCCUAUGAUGUCAAGCAAAGAGGCACUUUUCUUGAAGGUAGGCCUUAAAAUAUAUCCACAGGUACACCUCCAAUUGACUCCAUCAUUUUCUGGAAUUUUCCAAGCUGUUUAAAGGCACAGUUAACUUAGUGCAGAUAAACUUCUGACCCACUGAAAUUGUGACGUAGUCAAUUAAAAGUGAAACAAUCUGUCUGUAAACAAUUGUUUAAAAAAAUAAUUGUCUCAUGCACAAAGUAGAUGACUUGGCAAAACUAUAGUUUCCUGAUGUGAAGUCUGUGGCAUGGUUAAAAAAUGAGUUUUAAUAACUUCAACCUAAGUGUAUGUAAAUUUCUGACUUGAACUUUAUACACACACACACAUGCAGGGGUAAACGUGAACAGAGUUAAUGCAAAUUACAACAGCCAAAGGCCAAAUAUGCUUUCAUGUAUUACCUGUCUCAGUGAUUACAGAUUUAAUAACAGAGAACAAUGAUUAUAGAAGCAUUUAUGAUUGACAAUAUGAACAACUGCUGUUUAUUGCAACCAUUCUUUUUUCUGGGAUCAAUAUCUUGCACUGGCUUAAUGUAGAAUGUAGUACUUUGUGGAGUAGUUAGGUGUUUUAUUACUAUCAUUGGAAAUGAUAGCAGAGUAACAAUUCCACUCUAAUUGGUCCCCCCCCAUGUGUUGUACAUUUUAUCUUGAAAAAAUUCACCUGAUGUUUACAUCCUCUCUUAUUUGAUCUUAGGGACAAUAAUAAUAAUGAUGAUUGUAUUUAAAUAAAUUCUUCUUGGAAUGUAACAUGAUCCAUGCUGACAACUUGGCUAAUAGGGAGGAAGAUAAAAAUGAAGCAGGCUCAGUUAUCAAUUUUCUUGACUAACAUGAGUACCUAAAUCCUCGUGUCAUUCCUUACAAAGCUACUGCCUUGAUUUUAUGGCUAAGGGAUGGCCUUCUCUUGUGUGUCCUAUAUUUGUCAUAUAUUCAAGAUGUCUGGGAUUUCCUGCCUCUCCCUAGACCUUUUAUUACAUUGAUUUUCCCCCAGAUGGAAGGGCAUAUGCUCACACAACUGUUUCCUUAUUACCUUGUACCUGCUUACAUAUAGUUGGAACAUGAAGCUUAUGGUGAUUAUUAUUAGCACCAUAUAAUGGAUGCAUUUGUAAGUCAUUAAUUACAACUCAUAACCCCGAGCACUCUCUUAGUCUCAUGUCUUGCUAUGCAGAAGUGCAAAAGGACAGUAUUUGUGUCUCUUUCCAGGUCUUUGCGAGUAUAAAGGUUGAUGACUUAAUUAUACUUUCUGUACUGGUAUUUUACUCAAGUCUUUCAUUAAGCAUUUUAACUAGGCUCUGUUAUGUCUUUUAUUUAAGUGGCCAGAAGAAUGUGAAAUACCCACAUAACUAGAGUAAAAGAUGUAAUAAUUAAGCUCAUUAAGCGCUGAUGAACCUUUCUUCACAUUCUUGAAAACCACUAACACUCUGAACUAAAUGAAUUUCAACAGCAGCGAACAGAAAAAGCACCAGACUCUGAGAUCUCACAAACCAGAGAACAUGAUACAGCCAUUAUCCAACUGCAUUCACAUUGAUUGUAUCCACUUGAAAUAUUGUAUUUUUAGUUUUAUUCGCAGGUUUUACCCUGCAGGUGCUUAAAACUCUACAUAUUAAAUCAAAGAUGCUGUUUUAAAAAGUAAUGUAGCAUUUAAUUGUUGCUCUGAUUUUAUUUUAGACACCUUAAAGAGAAAAUUUUGCAGAGCUACCAGUCAUUUAGCAAUAUGAGAACAUUGUUCAGGCCACACUUUAGACUUUAUUUUUAAUAGCCAUUAAAAUAUCGCUCUUCCAGAAGCAGAUUCUGAUAUGAAACUGCAGCACUGAAGAUCGACAUGUUGUCUCUUUCAUUUGGAAACUUCCUCUCUGACUGUAGUAAUGGUUUGUUGUUCCACAUUGUUUUCCGGACUGUCUUUAGAGAUGUCUAUGUAACCAGACCCAAGUACUCUUCCUCUGAAAGUAUGGAUGAAUUUUAGAUGCUGACAUGCUUGGUGUCUUAUAGAAGGCAUUUAUAUGUAGUUAAAUUAUAGAAGUAAAUUUGAUUGCAUUAUUUAUUUGAUUGAGUCUAAUGCAGGGGAUUCCAUUAUCGAUUAAAUAUCUCAAAUGUAUGUGGAACAACUGAUGGUCAGGAAAGGCUUUAUUUAUUAUUAUUAUUAUUUUUUUUAAACAAUCAAGAUUUCUAAAGCUAACAGUAUGCUCCUAAAAUGUAUUGUGGCUGUAAUUGUUGUUUAUGUUGAGUUUCCAUCUGGUGCUGUUUAUUUUUUUUUUUGCUUGAACAACUCUUUAGAGCAAAGGGGAGGGAGCAAGCUGACCUGAGAACCCAGAUUAACAAGCAUUUACUCUACAGUCACUGCAACUGGCCCUCUUUCCCCCAUUCAUCAAAAAUUUGAAUCUAAUACUAAAAGUCAGGCUCCUCAUGAUCCUGAUUAAUCUCUAGGGUGUACAGAUGGAUGUACUCUGUGCUUCAAGCUAUACUGUUUUUCAACUGUAAUAUAAAAACCUCUUUGACCAGAUUGAAAUGGAUUUGAAUUGGAUGGCACUGUCGCAGGCUGUUCACUAUUAUGUUUACAACUUUGGAUGUAUAUUAUCUUGAUCAGGGUUUAUUUUCUAUGUAAUGUCACUAAAAGAGUGAUUAUGUGUGAGAUAUUUAAUCCAACUGUUCCUAGCUUAAGCCAUUAUACUUUAAUUUCAUAGGUUUAACAUUACAUAGCAUGAUAUGUAUGUUUUUGAUUUUUGAUUUUUAUUUAUCUGCGAAUUUGUGUGGCAUUUCAUUACUGUGAUGGAGUCUAAAGUAUCCGUUGUUUGAUUUGGGGAUUAUUUCACAUGUAUUUACACAGUGGCCUAUUACAUGGAGAUAGCUUGUGGGGUCAGUCGUGUUAUUUGUGGUUGUAUAAUCAAUUGAAAGGGUUAAUCAAAUUUCAGAAGUGUAUACAUUGGCUCUUUUCUGUUUCUGUAGUUGCAUUUUUAUUUAAAGAUGUGCCUGUGGAAUAAUGGCUUUGGCAUUUGGAAUCCAACAUUUUAUUCACUGAUUGAAUAUCUUUAGCACUUUCCAAACUGAGCUUAGAAUGUGUGAGAGAUUACUCUAAACUUCUGUAAUGUAAAAGCAUUUUUAUAAUAUAUGAGUGGCUAUUGUUAGAAUAUCAAAUAAAACCACACCAAACACCUGACUAAGCAAUACAUAUUUGCCCUUUCCUGAUAUUUACUACAAAAUAAACAUUUCAAUGACUGAAA
Molecule: messenger RNA, 6780 nt
Organism: Ictalurus furcatus (blue catfish)
Lineage: Eukaryota; Metazoa; Chordata; Actinopteri; Siluriformes; Ictaluridae
Gene: lgalslb
Product: lectin, galactoside-binding-like b
Exons: 5
Coding region: 1516-2055 (179 amino acids)
Molecular function (GO): carbohydrate binding
Source: RefSeq, a predicted model, not a curated record